Messenger RNA from Haplochromis burtoni (Burton's mouthbrooder), 3666 nucleotides. It is a transcript of the gene top1a, whose product is annotated as DNA topoisomerase I, like. Gene Ontology annotation, biological process: DNA topological change; DNA replication; chromosome segregation. The transcript is spliced from 21 exons. NCBI's taxonomy places the organism in Eukaryota, Metazoa, Chordata, Actinopteri, Cichliformes, Cichlidae. Gene Ontology annotation, molecular function: DNA binding; DNA topoisomerase type I (single strand cut, ATP-independent) activity. The coding region runs from base 139 to 2409 and encodes 756 amino acids. Gene Ontology annotation, cellular component: nucleolus; chromosome. The record is from RefSeq and is a predicted model, not a curated record.
CAUUAGCGUGCAAUUGGGACUUAGAUAUCGCUUACACAACCGUGUCUUUUCUUCAUUUUGCCUGCAUCUCCUCGCCGGUGUGUGGGAACCUACACGUUUUUCAUUUUUUUGAUUUAACAGUCAAACAGCGUUUUAGAAAUGAGUGGGGACCAUUCCCACAAUGAGGACCAGAUUGACUGUGGCUCCCGGGUCAAUGACUCUCACAAGCAUAAAGACAAAUAUAAAGAGAAGGAACACAAACAUAAGGACCACAAGAAGGAUAAGGAGCGGGAGAAAUCAAAAUAUGGAAACAGUGAUCACAAGGAUUCCUCUGAUAAAAAGCACCGAGAUAAGGAGAAGGAAAAGAUGAAGCACAAAGAUGGCAGCACAGACAAAUAUAAGGAAAAGCACAAGGAGAAGAGGAAAGAAGAGAAGAUGAAGUCCUUUGAUGAGAAAAUAAAAAAGGAAAAGGAGAAUGGCUUUGCCAGCCCACCGUAUAUGAAGUCUGAGCCUGAGGAUGAUUUUUACCACUCUCCAAAACACGAGAGGUCUCUAAAAAGAGAACGAGAUGAUGAUGAUGAUAACGACGCUGAAUUCAAACCUAAAAAAAUAAAAACUGAAAAUGACAAGAAGGCCAAGAAAAGGAAACAAGACGAGGACAUUAAGUCCAAAAAAACAAAACACAAAAAAGAAGUAACCGAUGGAAAAAAGAAAGCAAAGAAAGAGCCCGAGGAGAAGUGGAAAUGGUGGGAAGAGGAGAGAUACACAGAUGGUGUCAAAUGGAAGUUCCUUGAACACAAAGGGCCAGUGUUUGCACCAGCGUAUGAACCUCUUCCUAGCCAUGUCAAAUUUUACUAUGAUGGUAAACAUAUGAAGCUCAGCCCAGAAGCGGAGGAGGUAGCGACCUUCUUUGCCAAAAUGCUGGAUCAUGAAUAUACCACCAAGGAUAUCUUCCGUAAAAAUUUCUUUAAAGAUUGGAGGAAGGAAAUGACUUCAGAAGAAAGGGCUAAGCUCACAGACCUGAAAAAGUGUGACUUCGGUGAAAUGAGCAACUACUUCAAGGCACAAUCUGAAGCAAGGAAAGCCAUGUCUAAGGAGGAAAAACAAAAAAUAAAGGAAGAGAAUGAACGCAUCUUGCAGCAAUAUGGCUUUUGCAUCAUGGACAACCACAAGGAACGUAUUGCUAACUUCCGCAUUGAGCCUCCAGGCCUGUUUCGUGGUCGUGGAGACCAUCCUAAAAUGGGGAUGCUCAAACGCCGAAUCAGGCCCCAAGACAUUAUCAUCAACUGCAGCAAGGAUUCCAAGGUUCCUGAGCCUCCUCCCGGCACCAAAUGGAAAGAAGUUCGUCAUGACAAUAAGGUGACUUGGCUGGUGUCGUGGACAGAAAACAUUCAAGGCUCCAUCAAGUACAUUAUGCUGAACCCAAGCUCUCGAAUCAAGGGAGAGAAGGAUUGGCAGAAGUAUGAAACGGCACGUCGACUGAAGAAAUGUGUGGACCGCAUCAGAGCCCAGUACCGCGAAGACUGGAAGUCCAAGGAGAUGAGGAUCAGACAGAGGGCUGUGGCUCUCUAUUUCAUUGAUAAGCUGGCUCUGAGAGCGGGUAAUGAGAAGGAAGAAGGAGAGACUGCAGACACUGUGGGCUGCUGCUCGCUGAGAGUUGAACACAUCAAACUCUAUCCAGAGAACGAGGGUCAAGAGUACGUAGUUGAGUUUGAUUUCCUGGGUAAAGACUCGAUCCGCUACUACAACAGAGUCCCUGUGGAGAAGAGGGUAUUUAAGAAUCUACAGUUGUUUAUGGAGAACAAAGAGCCUGAUGAUGACCUAUUUGAUCGGCUGAAUACAUCAAUCCUGAACAAGCACCUUCAGGAGCUGAUGGAUGGUCUGACAGCCAAAGUUUUCCGUACAUACAACGCCUCUAUCACCCUGCAGCAGCAGCUGAAGGAGCUCACGACUGCGGAGGAGAACAUUCCGGCCAAAAUCCUGUCCUACAACAGGGCCAACAGGGCAGUGGCCAUUCUGUGUAACCAUCAGAGGGCUCCACCGAAGACAUUUGAGAAGUCUAUGCAGAACUUGCAGUCAAAGAUUGACGCUAAAAGGGACCAGCUUGCUGAUGCCAAGAGAGAACUGAAGAGCGCCAAGGCAGACGCCAAAGUACGAAAAGAUGAAAAAUCCAAAAAGGCAGUGGAGAGCAAGAAGAAAGCGGUACAGAGGAUAGAAGAGCAACUGAUGAAGCUGGAAGUGCAGGCAACUGAUCGAGAAGAGAAUAAACAGAUUGCACUCGGUACUUCCAAACUCAACUAUCUGGAUCCUCGCAUUUCUGUGGCUUGGUGUAAGAAGUGGGGCAUUCCCGUGGAAAAGAUCUACAACAAAACCCAGCGUGAGAAGUUUGCCUGGGCCAUUGACAUGGCAGAAGACGACUAUGAAUUUUAAAUCCCAGUUUGUGGUUUUAACUAUGAUACUUUUUUUUUUUUUUUCCAAAAAAAAAAAAAAAAUUGGAUACUUGUUUUUUAGCUUUACUGAAUUUUGCUCCGUGGCCAGACCUGACAAGGAAUUUCAGAACUUUUGAGCGAAAAACAAAAAGGGCGACAAGAUGAAAUGAUGUGAGGCCAUUAUGAAGGGUUAGGGGGAGUUGUGGAUAGUCUAAACAUCUGAUCUGAGAUCGGGCAACAAGACUGAACUUUACCCACGACUAGGAUUCAAGGCUUAUUACUUGUAAUUUAAAGACCCUUUUACCUUCUGUGAUUGUCCACACUCUGGGACAAAAACCUGACAAUGCCUGAACUUUGAACUCUGUGGUCCUUUUAGCUACUGUAUCAAGCAAAAACAAUGCUUUGUAUCAUUUUAUUUUCUUUGUUCACUCACUUUGUAUUUUAGCCAUCCCAUGUAUUAUUAAUGAAUUCUAUAUUUUGAUAGACAAAGUAAAAAAAAUUGAAUGAAUUCCUUAACUACACCCACGCGCCUUUUGAGGAAAUGAAAAUGUGUGUUUGCGUGUGUGCGUGCGCGUGCUUGUGUGUGUUAGGGCUCAACCGUAGAAGCUGUCUGUUUGGGUGAAUAUUUUAAACUGGACUAUGUUGAAUUGUUGAGCAUGGAAGGGGAUGUCUGGGCAGGCAAAGGGGAAAAUACUGCAACCAUGUCAAUAUUUACUUAAACAAGCAGAAUGUGAAUAUUUUGUUUUACAGCUUCUAUCAGGGACUUUUUUUUUCUUUUUCUCAUUGUAAAUGUGAACCAAUCAUUUUUAUCCUUUUGUUGCUAGCACCCUCGGACUCUCUCGCUGCAUAGCCCUGUCUACAUUUGAUUUUUAACUUAAUUUAAACAAUUGUUCCAAAAAACCUCCCAUAUCUGUUACUUGAAGAUGCUAUGAUAAUGUAUAAAGUCAGAAAAUGGAGAGCGCGCGUGUGUGUGUGUGUGUGUGUGUGUGAGGGAUGUCAACUUUUGCCAAAAAGGAAAAAAAACUUCACCAAACUGUUACAAUUUUAGGCAGGUUUUUAAUUGUGUAAUGAUUGAGUAUUGUAACAUUUAAUGUGAAUUCAGUUCAUUUUACUCCACUCUGUUCCACUCUUAUAGAAAAGUUGAUGUAAGUAGCUGUAAAGUCAACAUUUUAUUCCUGUUUUACCUUUUUUGUCAUAGCCUUUUGAUCAUGUUUUAAGCUCAUUGUAGAUUGAAAAAUGAUUAAAACAUUACAGGUAA